AUGGACGGAACCGAUAAAAACUUUGAACAAUCGGCAGCACUACAAGCGCAGCAGCAUGUGCAGGCGAUGCACAAGGCAAUUGAGCAAGUCAAUGUUAUACAGGAGUCCUUUGUGAUGAACACGCAAAAUGUGCUGAAAAAACAUGAGCGCGAAAUGUGCAAUGAGCUUCUAUCGACCCCAAUGCCAAAGAAGGGAAGAUAUGAGUUAAGGUCUAUGUCCAAUAAAGAAAACAAGAGAACAGAAUUCGAGAAGCAUGCUUCCAGUCAUGCUUCUUCUUUUGAAUAUGGAGUAGGACAACACCCAUUUUCGGAUUGUUCACCAUAUGAUAGUGAGGAAGAUGCAGAUGAUGAGUAUAUCGAAGAAGUCGAUAAAAAACUGAAAUCUGCUGAGCCUCUACUACUACAGGAUCACACCAACCAACCAACUACUGACCAAUCUAAUAUCAAUAAAACAUCGACCAAAAUGAAGAAGACAUACAUGCUGAAAUGGUCCUUGGCCACAGAUUUAAAUCCUGUUGUAAUGAAGUGU
Paraglomus brasilianum is the source of this 528-nucleotide messenger RNA. The record is from the annotation of a GenBank genome assembly. Lineage: Eukaryota; Fungi; Glomeromycota; Glomeromycetes; Paraglomerales; Paraglomeraceae.